GAAGGCAAUGUAAAAUGUCGCUAUAUUAUAAACCAAACAUAAACUAAUUUAUUAGCAAACUACGAAUUGCUAGCAUUCACGUAUUCAUGGGCUUGGUUAAGUUCGCUAGCUAUUAAACGUUUUCUAAGCUACUAGCGGUUUCAUGAGAGGUCGGCGUUUACUCCUUGUUAGUCGUAAAACGUCCAACAAUGGAAAAGCUCGAAACACCUUACGAUGUUGAGGCUGAAUUUAUUGAGUGCACGGUCUGUGAUAAAUCCAUAAGAGGAGAAACCUUGUACAAGAUUCACCUGACCACACCAGGGCACAUAAAGAAAGAGGAUGGCUUUGUUGCUGCGGGGCUUGCAGUCAGACAACACACCAUACCCGAAUUUAAGGACAUUCUACAAUAUCUGGAUUACUUGAAGCUUGAUGAACCCAUCAUUGGUUUGAGCUAUUUGGAUGAAGCCCCUGGUAAUGACCAAUACUCAGGCCCCAGAUACUUAUGUAGGCUAUGUCAUCUGACUACAAACCUACCAGAAAUGGUCCACCAUGUGAUUGGACGUAAACACCGACAGAAAUAUGUGGAAUUGAAACGGCCAGACUUGGUGACCUGGGAUAAACAAUCCAUAAUAACCCAAGGAGGAAAGAUCAUACGAGCCAGAGCAGAAAUAAUAGAGAGACAGGAUGGGCGAGGGAAUCCAAAUCCAAUGGCCAAAAGAGGGACUGAAGGCAAGUUAAACAUUUCAAAAGUUCCCCCAAGGCAGAAGCAAAAUAGGGACCGGAAUAACGCACAGAGUUGGACACAAGAUGUACCAACACACUUACCAGACCUCAAGGACUAUGAGGAUAAGUACUCUCAUCGAGGGAGACAUCCCCCAGUUUACCCUGAUAUACCCCCAUUCCACCCAGAUGAACCUUACAUGAACAGAGACAGACAGAUGUUCCAACGGGAGGACAGUCUCAGUCGUGACUACACGGAAGAAGACCUGCACAGGGCAGAUUACAGGGAAAAUAAUACAUGCAGAGAAUAUAUGGGCACUGAUAAUUGUAGGGAAUAUAAAGAGGAAUAUGUUGAAGAUCUACAAAGAAGAGCCACACUUGAGCCAGGUGGAGUUACCAGGUAUGAUCCUAGGGAGGAGAUGCCAAUGCCCCAUGGCCAGAUUCAGCAUGUAGAGUUUUACCCAGAAGAGGCUCCUCCUAACAGAGCACCCUACACAGAAAGAGAUCCUCUGAAGGAGUUCUACUCUGAGGAAGUUCGGCGCAGGCGAGUUCGUUCUGAGUAUCAGCCCGCACAGCCGUUGUACCCAGACAGUAUGAACAGAGAAAGAAGGCAGGGAUCGAGUGAACCAGAGGCCAAGAGGAGGAGCUUUCCCACACCUAUUGAGAAUGACCAAGCGCACGAUCAUUUAUUUAAUAUUAUCAAAGAUUAUCAGCACAAAAUGAGAGAACCACAUGAAGAGGUGGCAGUCUCUAACCCUGGGCUAAGCAGAACAGGAGCCCCUUACUCGCAGAGACGAGUGGAAGUUACCAGGACCAUGUCUGGCAUCCCAGAGCCAUUCAGGCGCUUUCUGACCGGGGCCACUAAUGAUGAAGGACAUGGUAAAAGAAAAAGAAAAAGCCGCUUCUCUGAUGCCACUGCAGAGGAGGUGGAAAUGACGAAGGAGAUGUUCAGUGAUGAAUAUGGACCUCCAAAUCCAAAGUUUGGUGGUCAUCCUAGACCAGUUAGUGUACAAUUGAGACCUGAAACCCAUGGAACACAACAUCCUGACCGCUACACAGAAUCACAGAGCCCACAUCAUACUCAAAUCUACCAAAAAGGAGGCUCUGGAUCAGAGGGUGUCUUUGAUAUGCUGAAAAGCAUUGAAAUUGAGAAUGCGGAAGAAGCUGACUUCCUGAAGAACAAACUUUGCAGCCUUCUGAGAGAAUUCAAGACCAAAAAAUCAGAGAAGGCUGUGCAAAAUAGCCAAGGUGGAGCAGCCCUCAACAACAAUUACAACAGCUUAAAGCCGGACCUGCAGCUGUCUCCACAACAAAAGUAUGAAAGAACCCUCAGAGAAGAUUUAGACCUCAGACAACCACAAGACUUUUGUUUCAAAGAUGAUCACAGAGGACGAGGCUGGAAGCAGCAUGAGUAUAUACCUGAUGAACAGCUGCAAGAAUACCACCGCCCUGUACACAGGGAACACAGACACACAAAUAGAAGCCGUUAUGAAGAUGACCCAGGACAUUAUGCUGAAAGGUUUCAAGAACCCAUGCACCCUCGUGACUACCGACCUGCUGAGGAGUAUUUUGACUCCCACUCUUCUUCACCUUCCCUACACAUGGAACAAAAUCCCAGGAUGCACAGGGGCCCUCAAUACUCCAAGAACCUGGACAAAAUAACCUCCACCCUCCUUGAACUUGUGGCAAGGAAAUAAUCAUCCAGUAUAUUUCUAUAGAUCAAUACUUAAUAGAAUACUUUGUGAAAAUAUUAUUUGUUGUUAAAUUUCCUUCCACUUUUUUUUUUUUUA
Molecule: messenger RNA, 2489 nt
Organism: Seriola dumerili (greater amberjack)
Lineage: Eukaryota; Metazoa; Chordata; Actinopteri; Carangiformes; Carangidae
Exons: 13
Coding region: 189-2396 (735 amino acids)
Source: RefSeq, a predicted model, not a curated record